AUGGGGAUGUUAACAACAAAAGCACAGGACGUAACAAACAUUAAAAUGAUUAAAAUAUACUCAAAGGCAGAGACUUAAAAGUUAUCCACUCAACAGGGCCAAAUAUCUAUCCAAGCAUAGUAAUUGCGAAUUGAGAACAAAAUUUUUAUUAUAUAUACUUGUUAGCCACCCAAUGAAUUGAGUAGGCACUAACAAUGUAUAGUGUGGCUCAGUUGGUUGAAUACACUUCUUCCCUCUUUCAACAGGGAUUCCUAGAUGAUCAAUUUAACCAGCUUCAACUACUUCAAGAUGAAAGCAACCCUAACUUUGUUGUUGAAGUGGUCACUCUCUUCUUUGAGGAUGCAGAGAAGCUUCUUAAUCAAUUGGAAAAAGAAAUAGGCCAAGAAAAUAACAUUGAUUUUAAAAGGGUGGAUGCUCUUGUUCACCAGCUGAAAGGCAGCAGCUCCAGCAUUGGCGCUCAGAGAGUUCAGAGAGUCUGUAUUGCCUUCAAAAACUACUGUGAGGAGAAAAACAUAGAAGGGUGCUUUAAAAGCCUGCAAGACAUAAAGCAGGAGUAUACCUUAGUGAAAACCAAGUUUGAGACACUCUUUAAGAUGGAGCAGCAAAUUUUUGCCGCAGGGGGUUCAGCUCCUAGAUAGUGAAUGAUAAGGCGCAGUGAAGCAUUAAUCUUUUCCAAUUUGCAUACAAAGCAACCACUUUUAUCAUGUUUGGAUUUUACUCAUGAAUGUGUCCAUUCCUAAAUUCUCAAUUGGUUUGAAUUGAAUUUAUCAUAUUUACGCAGUGAUCCAUCCAUAUUGGUUUGAAUAACCCCUGCUCCUUUGGUUAAAAUGGAAGUUGGAAUAUUGGAGUUGGACCUCUACCAGUUGUUCAAGAAUACUAGUCUCUUUAUCUUUGUCAAUUUAUCAAAUCAAGCAAGAAGAUGGCAUCACGAGUAAUGUCUUUUAUCUUAUUAUAGAUAAUCAGGGGUGGUUCUAGUCAGAAUCUGAAAUAAAAACGAAUUAAUCUUACUCAUUUGAGGGGUAAACUUUACAUAUUUAAUGCUACUAUUUUUUUUUUUAGUUUUUGUAAUUUAAUCAACACGGUGCAACUCCUUCUCUCCCUUGUAAUAUGACUCACUUUUAGAUUUUUUGGUCCCUUAAUAUGCCAUUAUUUUCAAAAAUUUACAUGUGUUAAUAAUUUUUUUUUACAAAAAUACCUCUAUUUAUUUAGAAGGACUUUCAUUUAGCCUACCUCAGUUCAAGAAAACACAUGCAUGGAAGGGUAGAGAGUGAAUCCCACUUGGCCGGAGAAAAUUUCCUCGAGUAGACAAAGAAGAAGCCAGCACAAAGGAAACGACAGUCCGAGAAAAAUACACAGUAUACAAAGAACAGAAGCAUUCAAAACACUUAGUGCAUACAAGAAAUAUUUCAAAGUCGGAUACAUACACAGUGGCCACCAAAAGACACGAGGCACCGAGCCCUUGUUCAAAACAAAUUACAUCUAGACAAUCUCCCAUUCGUUAAACUCCUUGCAGCAAUCAAGCUCGUCCAGCUUCAAAACCACGCCAGGAUUGAAUUGUUGGAUCUGGGCAAUGGCGUUAUUAAAGGAGUCCAGACGUACUUUGCAAACUUGGUCCACCAAACCGUCCCUCUCAACUUUAAAGCAGCAAACUCCUCUCUUUCUUCACGGCCUCCAGAUCCUCCUCAGAUAGGAUUGACUUCUCCAUUAAUGAAGUAACUCUUUUGUGGCCAGCCUUAGCUCUUCCUCCUUAGCACCCUUUUCGACUAACAUAACCUUCAACCUUCUUUCUAGGGCCGUAAUAGUCCUGGCCUUCUCCAUUAAUGAAGUUUGGAUUGUGUUAGUUGGUUACAUAAUUUACCAUUGUGUUUGAAUAUUAAAACUCAAAAUAUUUCUUUGUUUAA
This is a messenger RNA of Medicago truncatula (barrel medic), 1901 nucleotides long. Its product is annotated as histidine-containing phosphotransfer protein 1. The record is from RefSeq and is a predicted model, not a curated record. Gene Ontology annotation, cellular component: nucleus; cytoplasm. Gene Ontology annotation, molecular function: histidine phosphotransfer kinase activity; protein histidine kinase binding. Lineage: Eukaryota; Viridiplantae; Streptophyta; Magnoliopsida; Fabales; Fabaceae. Gene Ontology annotation, biological process: phosphorylation; cytokinin-activated signaling pathway; phosphorelay signal transduction system. The transcript is spliced from 6 exons. Bases 195 to 638 code for a protein of 147 amino acids.